CAGCUUUUCAUGUGGACGGUUGAAUUUUGUUCGCUUGUUAACUUGAUUCUCUACGAGAUCCCUAACAAAUGGAAAGGCCCUUAUUCAUAAUUUAAGCCCCCACUACACCAGUAACCUUCAUUUCUACCAAGCCAGACUGUUGUACGACUCUGUUUUACCACACAAAAUGGCAGAGAGGUUCAGCGACUCCGAGCGAGCGGCCAUCCAAACGGUGUUCGACAAGUUUGACAAGGACGGGGGCGGCUCGAUAGACCGCGAGGAGCUGGGGGACAUGCUGCGGGAGCUCGGAGAGUCCCCUACCGAGGACGUCGUGACGGCUAUGAUGAUGUCAUUAGAUAAAGACAAAAGUGGGACGAUUGACUUCGAUGAGUUUCUGUCCAUGGUGAAACAAGUGAAGACCGUCCCGCGCCAGGACACCCUGUUGGCUGUCUUUCAGCAGUACGAUAAGGACGGCAGCGGAAAGCUGGACGCUGCAGAGAUCAAAGAAGCGAUGAAAAAAGGCGGGUGUAAGAUGACUGACAAGGCCGUCAACUACCUGAUCAAACGUGCCGACAAAGACGGGGAUGGUCUCAUCAACUAUCAGGAGUUCGCCAGCAUCAUGAAACCCCAAAAGUGACUUCAGCCUUACCGUGCAACAGACGUUACCUCUGUGUCAACAUUGAGAAAACCCUAUGUCUAAUGCUUCAGGAUAUAGUUUUGCAUCCCUUGAUAUGAUAGAUUUAGUGCAAAUCAAAUUUGUGAGGUUUCGUUUUCAUAUAUAACCCUGAGUGGAUGAAUCCUGCUAAGAUACAUAUUAAUACCUUACAUAUAAAGAGUUGAAACUUAAUCAAUACAGAAGUCGCAUCUUCAAGAUGACAAUAAACAUGUUUUACUUCA
This is a messenger RNA of Branchiostoma floridae (Florida lancelet), 876 nucleotides long. RefSeq names its product calmodulin-like. Bases 167 to 616 code for a protein of 149 amino acids. NCBI's taxonomy places the organism in Eukaryota, Metazoa, Chordata, Leptocardii, Amphioxiformes, Branchiostomatidae. Gene Ontology annotation, molecular function: calcium ion binding; enzyme regulator activity. The record is from RefSeq and is a predicted model, not a curated record. The transcript is spliced from 3 exons.